Moesziomyces aphidis is the source of this 1560-nucleotide messenger RNA. NCBI's taxonomy places the organism in Eukaryota, Fungi, Basidiomycota, Ustilaginomycetes, Ustilaginales, Ustilaginaceae. The record is from the annotation of a GenBank genome assembly.
AUGACCAGGAAGCUCAUCAGGCUCGAGACGACAAGUGCAGCGCGAGACCAAAUAGGUCAACACGCCGACGAGCCAUGUCAUUUCUGCUACGCGGUCUCCAAGCAAGGGUCCACGACAACAUUUGCACCCUCUGUAGAGUUCAGGUGUCUCGGCUACGGUGCGUGCUGCAAUGGUUGCAGCUCGACCGACGAUACCGGCGUUGCCAAGACCGAGUGGCUGCAAAUGACGAUGCGUCCAGCGUCGGGUGAGCUUGCAAGGCGACCCUCGAGCUUCCCGUCCACUAUUGUUGGCCAGCGGGAGCAUCCCGCGACGGUGUUGUGUCGCCGGCGUCCCAAGUACCUUACGUAUCUGCAAUCCACCGCUGCCUGGAGCACGGUGAGAAUCACGCGAUCGUUGCUUGACAUGUUUGUCAAGAUCUCUUGGGUUCUUUGCGCCGCUGCCGCGUUCCAAUCGGUAUACGCUCGACCUUUGAGAGGCACCGCGUCGAGGCUCAAGCAAGGUGGCGGCUCCGCCAACUCAAGUCGAUUCCACGAUGUCCCGUACGGACGUUUUGGUCCCGCAGCAAGGCAGGCUGGAUCCGGCGCACCCGGGAGCGACGCGAUCAACGAAGAUGCUUCAGGCCUUGCGCCUGCGCUUGCACCUGGCGUGCAGAACUCGUUAGGCGAAGGAUUCGACCCGCAGUUCCUCACCACGACUCGCGAUGGCAAGCCUUUCUACCUGGUGACGGACGUCGACUUUGGCAUGAAGGUGUUCCUGCGCGCGAGCGACGAUCUGAACGAUAUUUACCGCAACGAGGGCAAGAUGUUUGCGAUCUACGAGUACUCGAACGUCUCGUAUCCGAAGGGUGUGGGUACCGAAGCUGCCGACAUUGUUCGGCUGGGCGAUCGAUACCUGUACACGGUCUCUGCGAUCCAGGACGAUACGAUGCGCAUGCUCAUUUCGGACACCGACGACCCCUUGGGCCAGUAUACCGACCUUGGCCGUGUGCUCGGCCAAGAUGGCGUGGCGUUGCAGGGCUACGAUCCGCACGUUAUUGUGCAUCCGAACGGCAACACGUACCUUACAUGGUCCAAUCACGAGUACGUGCAGCUCGUGCAGUUGCAGAACGGCGCACCUGCUCGUGCGGCGAGUGCCGUGGUGGACUUGGUUUCGUAUGGUGUCAACACGGAAGCGCCGAGUAGCUGGGUGUACGACAACAAGGUCAACGGCUCGCGCACCCUCAAUCUUAUGUACGCCGAGGGCAACUUCUACCAGUCUAACUACAACACGCGGCUGCUCUACAUCGAUGCCGCCGAGGAUCCGCUCGACGUGGGCCGAUGGUACCAGCGCGGACAGCCCAUCCUGGCGUCCGACUCGAGUCAGGGCGUAUAUGGACCGGGAAGCGGAAGCUUGUUCACCGGUCCCGAUGGACAGACGUGGUGUGCAUACGGAGCGUUUGCCUCGCCCGACGGUGCGGACGACGGCAAGAACGAGCGAUACGUCCGGGUCCAGGUGGCGCAAGCCGACGAGAGGGGGGUGUGGCUCCCUACGCAGGUGAUUCCUGCUGAGAAGCUAGAUUGA